Cercocebus atys (sooty mangabey) is the source of this 4009-nucleotide messenger RNA. It is a transcript of the gene ST3GAL3, whose product is annotated as ST3 beta-galactoside alpha-2,3-sialyltransferase 3. The record is from RefSeq and is a predicted model, not a curated record. Gene Ontology annotation, molecular function: sialyltransferase activity. The coding region runs from base 1969 to 3096 and encodes 375 amino acids. NCBI's taxonomy places the organism in Eukaryota, Metazoa, Chordata, Mammalia, Primates, Cercopithecidae. The transcript is spliced from 12 exons.
UGCCUUAGAGACAGGCAGGAUGAGGUAACAGGAAGCACCAGACCAAUGAGUCCUCUCAACAGAGUAUCUCUCACUGCUGCCCCAUUUGAUACAUCUUCGUUAAGCUGGCCUAAGUUCAUGCCAGUAUCUGUGUUAUACACACAUUGUGGAACCAGUGUGAAGAACGGGGUGCGUUUUAGGUGCUUGAAAAGCAAGGGACCCAACCUCCAGUGGGAUCCUCAGAUUGCUUUCCGAGCUGUCUAGUUGGUGAGAAGCUUCCCUGGGGGAAGAUGCAAUCUCCUUUGGCUGGUGGGUCCCUGAGGUCAAACUGGACAAGGAUGGGGAACCAUAGAACAGGGAGGGGGGCAAUGAAAAGAUGCAGGACUUGGGCGCCCCGGAGCUGCACCGGCUGGCCCUUGAACGGCCAGGCACUUCCUGAGGCAUGGCCCUGUCCAGGUGCGGGAGAGGCUUGGGUCAGCUCAGCUACUCUGGAUGCUUCCUUGUGCCCCUGCGGGUGAGAGGUGGUUGCUAAUUGGUAUCUCAUUGUGAAGACAGGUGCAGGAGGUGAUCUUUUUUUAUGUCAGCUCCCUCCUGGGGCCCAGAGAGGGAAGUUGGCCUUUUUUUCCCCCCCCACAGGCCACUUGAGGAUUCCCAGGGGAUGUAGCAAGGGAGGCUGGGCAGAACCAGGCCUUAAUGGAUUGGUGAGAGAGCCCAAUUCACUAAUCCAUCCAUCUUUGGAAGAGGGGAACACUUCACCAGCCUUUUUACACAGGGUCCCUACCUUUCUCGAUGACCCCACUUCCUCCAGCGGUGGGCGCUGGGUUUAAUCCCAGCAGUUUUUACUCAGCAGCUGACCAGUUUUCCAGAAACCACUUUUUAUUUUGGUCAACGUAAUAACUCUUAGGAAACCGCAACUCAGGUGAUCCAAAUCACACAGACCGGUCUAUUCUCCCCCUACUGGCUGCCUAUGCAGUCGGGUCGACCUCGAGAACUGGCCCCAGUCAAAAGCGGCACCUCCUGGUCUGCCAGUCCCUUCCUGCCUUAGGCAGCUCCUCCCAGAAGCCUUUUUUGUAGGGCAAACUGCCUUCCCUCAGUAAGGUAGGGCCUUUGGAUCCAAGGUUGCAGUUUAAAGACCACCCCAGCUUUGUUGAAUACAGUUUUAAAUCCCGCCCCAGGCGGAUAACACCAGGGCUCAGCCGCAGGAAUGAAAAAGUGGGGUGGGAGGGUUGCAAAGGUUACGUGGGGCUUGGAGGCCCUGUGCCAUGCCCGGACUAAAAAUGUUCUACGAGUCUCUUAACGCUCAUCUCCGUGCCCCCUUACCCACCAGGGCCCACGGAGGUCUGAAGCUUUCGGCCUCAGUGAGCGGACUGGGUGCGCUCACAACCUGGAGGCCGAGAUGAGAUGUUCCUCGGUGUGAAGUGGCGGUGACUACCCCAGCACUUUACGUUCCCCGCGCGGGCGACGAAACAGGCUCUCGAGGGGAGAGAGCCGUGCGUCCUCUGGGCCGUGAGGCCGGGGGAAGAGGGUUCCUCUAGACGGCUCGUCGUGCCCGGGAGAGACACCCGCGCGGAACCUGCAGGCUGGGGCGCUCCACCAGCACGAAGCUCUGACCCCGCACUUGCCGCAGCUCUGGUCCCGUGGUAGGCGGGGUGGGCGGGCCGGCAAAUCCGCGGCUCCUGCGUCUAUUGGCCUGCUCGGGGCAGCGCAGCUCCGCAUUGGCCAGGCCCUCGCUCCGCCCGGCUUCCGCGCGCCCAUUGGUCGCAGGCUCCCGACCGGGUCGCGGCCGCGCGCUCCGCCCGCCGCUGCGUCCCCACUAUGGCGGCGCCCAUGCAGCCCACCGCGUCGUGGGCGCCCGCCGGGGUCCCCCGCGGCUGUCGCCGCCGCCUCCGCCGCCGCCUCCGCCUUCCUGCCCCGCGUCGGGCCGGGCGCCACCUUCCCCCUGCCUCCCUCUCCGCUGUGGUCAUUUAAGAAAUCGUAAAUCAUGUGAAGAUGGGACUCUUGGUAUUUGUGCGCAAUCUGCUGCUAGCCCUCUGCCUCUUUCUGGUACUGGGAUUUUUGUAUUAUUCUGCGUGGAAGCUACACUUACUCCAGUGGGAGGAGGACUCCAAUUCAGUGGUUCUUUCCUUUGACUCCGCUGGACAAGCACUAGGCUCAGAGUAUGAUCGGUUGGGCUUCCUCCUGAAUCUGGACUCUAAACUGCCUGCUGAGUUAGCCACCAAGUACGCAAACUUUUCAGAGGGAGCUUGCAAGCCUGGCUAUGCCUCAGCCUUGAUGACGGCCAUCUUCCCCCGGUUCUCCAAGCCAGCACCCAUGUUCCUGGAUGACUCCUUUCGCAAGUGGGCUAGAAUCCGGGAGUUUGUGCCGCCUUUUGGGAUCAAAGGUCAAGACAAUCUGAUCAAAGCCAUCUUGUCAGUCACCAAAGAGUACCGCCUGACCCCUGCCUUGGACAGCCUCCGCUGCCGCCGCUGCAUCAUCGUGGGCAAUGGAGGCGUUCUUGCCAACAAGUCUCUGGGGUCACGAAUUGACGACUAUGACAUUGUGGUGAGACUGAACUCAGCACCAGUGAAAGGCUUUGAGAAGGAUGUGGGCAGCAAAACGACACUGCGCAUCACCUACCCCGAGGGCGCCAUGCAGCGGCCUGAGCAGUACGAGCGCGAUUCUCUCUUUGUCCUCGCUGGCUUCAAGUGGCAGGACUUUAAGUGGUUGAAAUAUAUCGUCUACAAGGAGAGAGUGAGUGCAUCGGAUGGCUUCUGGAAAUCUGUGGCCACUCGAGUGCCCAAGGAGCCCCCUGAGAUUCGAAUCCUCAACCCAUAUUUCAUCCAGGAGGCUGCCUUCACCCUCAUUGGCCUGCCCUUCAACAAUGGCCUCAUGGGCCGGGGGAACAUCCCUACCCUUGGCAGUGUGGCAGUGACCAUGGCACUACACGGCUGUGACGAGGUGGCAGUUGCAGGAUUUGGCUAUGACAUGAGCACACCCAACGCACCCCUGCACUACUAUGAGACCGUUCGCAUGGCAGCCAUCAAAGAGUCCUGGACGCACAAUAUCCAGCGAGAGAAAGAGUUUCUGCGGAAGCUGGUGAAAGCUCGCGUCAUCACUGAUCUAAGCAGUGGCAUCUGAGUGGGUCCAGCACACGGCCAUAGAGGCCCAGGCACCACCUACACAGGGGUCUUCAGACACAGAGAAGGACAGUGCCAAGGGCCCCAGGGGCAGCAAGGCCUUGGUGGAGCAGCCGGAGCUGUGCCUGCUCAGCAGCCAGUCUCAGAGACCAGCACUCAGCCUCAUUCAGCAUGGGUCCUUGAUGCCAGACGGCCAGCAGGCUCCUGGCUGUGCCCAGCAGACCCAGCAUGCAGGCAGGGGGACACUGGGCAGCAAGGCUGCUGCCAGAAUCACUUCUCCAAUCAGUGUUUGGUGUAUUAUCAUUUUGUGAAUUUGGGUAGGGGGGAGGGUAGGGAUAAUUUAUUUUUAAAUAAGGUUGGAGAUCUCAAGUUGGGUCCACUUGCCAUGCAGGAAGAGGCCCACUAGAGGGCCCAUCAGGCAGUGUUACCAGUUAGCUCCCUGUGGGGCAGGAGUGCCAUGACCAGCCUGUACCUUGCUCUGGGGCUACAGGGUGGUGGGCAGGAUCUCAAGCCAGCCCCCUCCAGCUCAUGACACUGUUUGGCCUUUCUUGGGGGAGAAGAUGGGGUAUUCCCACUCACCAGCCCUAGCUGUCCCAUAGGGAAACCCUGGAGCCGUCCCUUUGGAGCCAACAAGACCGCCCCAGGGCUACAGCAGAACUUUAAAGCUCAGGAGGGUGACGCCUGGCUUGGCCUGCUGGGAAGAGCUCCCCUCCACAGCCGCGGCUGAUCCGCAGGACUACCGCAGGCCUGGACUCACCAACUUGCCACAUGGUCUAGGUUUCAGCAACAAGACUGCCAGGUGGUUGGAUUCUGCCUUUAGCCUGGACCAGAGGGAAGUGAGGCCCAAGGACCUUACCUAAGCUGUGGCAGCCGUCCCAGGCCACCCCCGUGGAAGCAAUAAAGCUCUUCCCCGA